UUGAUCAUAGCUACUGCCGUACGAAGACACAAGAAAAAUAAAACGCAAAAAUUAAUCAAUGGCUUUAUUUUUACAGAUGUACCACAAUUCGUUACUUCAAGGUUAGGCCGACCACAGCUGCGUUUAAAAGGGUACCGCUUCUGCGAGAGUUCGUCCUUCGGCCCAAAGGUGAACUGGCGGUGUACACGACAGCCACGCGGUUGCCGCGCUCGCAUCACCACUGUGGACAACUGCAUUGUGCGCCAAGAAGACAAUCAUAAUCAUUGA
Messenger RNA from Parnassius mnemosyne (clouded apollo), 267 nucleotides. NCBI's taxonomy places the organism in Eukaryota, Metazoa, Arthropoda, Insecta, Lepidoptera, Papilionidae. The record is from the annotation of a GenBank genome assembly.